Messenger RNA from Marchantia polymorpha subsp. ruderalis, 2735 nucleotides. NCBI's taxonomy places the organism in Eukaryota, Viridiplantae, Streptophyta, Marchantiopsida, Marchantiales, Marchantiaceae. The record is from the annotation of a GenBank genome assembly.
AACGACUGCUGCAUUAGAUGGAAACAAGUGCUUGUGAGAUGCAUCAGUCUUGUUUUCGAUGGGCCAGUCCUGUCGAGGAAACUGAAGAGACACUCGAUGCAGAUGGAGAACAAUUCUUGUAUUCAUGAUAAUCGUUCAGGAAUCUCAUGUAGACGUACUCUCAGUGAAAGUAAAUGGAAAACGUAUCUUCCCGAUGGAAAAAAUCGCAACUAGUGCAGCAGCACCGUCGUGCCCAAAGAAAAAUCGCAUGCUCUAAGCUUCGACGUUUCGAUGAAGAGUCUGAAUCUCUCAAAAAGUGUCGAGGUGAAAGAUCGGAAAGAUCUUCUAACCGCAGCAAUGAGACGACAAGGUUCUGGGGGGAAGGUCCAGCCAAUGUCAGAGACGAAAGAAAGACUGCGCCAUGCCAGCCUCAUGCAAAGGGUUCAAGACAGUUGGAGGUCGGAACUCCUGCUCACUUGCACGAUCCUAGGUCUUCCCUGUCGGAGCUACUUCAAUGGAGAAACCUCUACUCAGAAGAUUGUCUGUUAGGGAGUCUAACACUCAUCGCAAAGUGUCAGCACUCCCAUCCGCCCCCAGGAGCUUAGAUCUCAUUUGCGUGGCCUGACAGAGGUCGAGAGGCAAGCCAGGUAUCCAGCGAAGUGCAAGGCGAACUUAGGAAUGGAGCUUAGGAAUGGGGCUCGUAUCCAGUUCACAGCAGUCAGUGGAACACAGAGAGAUGCUCCAUGGUGAGAACAAAGAAACAGGACUGAGAUAUCGAAGCGAAAACUCUGAGCAGGGAAAUGGAUUGGACGAUGCCAUUGCGUCGAUGAGUUUUCUACGCUGAGAGAAUACUUCCAGUAACAUCGGAGCCAUGCCGACUGUUUUCUCCAUACACACCGGAUUUACAGACAGGUUCGUCAGAUGUGCUUGUCCUGGUGACGAGAGUUGUACAAGACUUAGCACCAUGGUGACAGGGUUUUGUUUUGUGGAUGGUACGUUCUUCAAGGUGAUGAUUCACUCGACAAGAAUUCGGCCCAAAGUCUGGACAAGCAGAGCAAGUAUCUGGGAGGAAGUAAGAAGCAGGACUCAUGAUGAGAUCUACAGGUCGGGCCUCAGGGCUGAAAGCAGAAAUAUCUGCGGUUAAAUAUAAUAGAAGGAUGCGCACAUGCUCGCACAGAGCAUGUGAAGCUACACCGUCUUGCUUGCCGCAUCAGAACGAAAAUGUCCCAGCAAGAUCUGUUUUCUACGAGGCGUCUGAAGUGUUUCGAGCCUCGAGAGGAAGAGGCGGAGAGCGGAGCUCCGGUGAGUACAAAGACGAGCAGAUCAAGAGACGCAAAUGAAGAACCAUCAGUAGAUUCUGCCGAACCAUCUCUGAACCAUCGAGCUCUUUGCACGGUACGUGUCGAAAUCCGAAGUCUGCUGGCUCUCUCUCUCGCUUGUGUCUAGCUAAGCGGAACCAUGGUGUCUGGUUCGUGAGUCGUGCCUGGCGUUUGCCUGCCGCUGAUGUGCGAUGCUGAAGCUCUGUGCUGGGGCGAAAGUGGUGCGGAUUUCGAGUGAUCUUGAAGCUUAUCCUUGACGUGAAGCGGAAGUCUGUUCAGCCGACCAGACAAAGAAUCUGUUACAGAAGGUCAACCAGUGGAGGCAACUGCGUCGAGUCGUGCAUCUGCGCACCCACGCACACCCGAGGUCAUCUGGGGGUGGCAGUCUCGACAUGUCGGAAUUUGUCUUUGAAAUGCAAUGUCCAUGUGAGCGCUCUGACCUGUUAGGCCACCGCACAGUGGCAGGCAGCACUGGUCGCAGAUCCUCUCGUCACCUUUUUACUCAUUUUCUUAUUCAUGUCCCAAAUGAUGAGGAUUGAUCCGAAUGAUAGAUUCAUCCCGAUGCAAAGAGCAUGUCGCCUCCUCUCCUAGGGCCCAUCGCCUCUGCAGAUGCUCCAUCCAUCCCCCAAGUACAGCAUACGAGACUCUCUGUGUCCUACUCGAUGAUGCUCGCCAUUACUUGUAAUUGUGAUUGUCACCAGCGUGUCAUUCGAGAUGUUUUCUCGGGCCAGUUUCCUUUCCGGCAUGUCAUCCGCAGCUCAAGCAAGCAUCGUCACACUUUCUCCAGUAUGCCGUCGAUCUUGCAGACGUAUUCUGCGGCAUUUGCUUCUGCACUAAAGUAGACAGCUGAUGUACGCACACGGGCCCCAAAUCUGCAGAGACUGAGUAGUUUGCAGUCCAGUAUGCCACACAUGCCAGACGACUACGUAGAGCCAGAAUUUCACGAAAUUAAAUACGUCCAUUGACUUGUGGAGCUCGAAGAGUUCGACGGCUCGCAUCGAAUCGAGUCCAAGAAUCAGUCCCUGCUUAUUUUCGGAUUGCUCCAUGCAAACCACGAGAGCUUACGAGGAGUCCCAAUGAGGCUGGAGGAAUGAAUCUACACGAGACCACAAUAGUCGUCCCAUUCAUUGACAAGGGAAGACCUUCGAAACUGCACAUCGAGUGGCGAUAAUAAAUUUAUCUCAGUCAUAACUAUUUACAGGAUUAUGUGGAAAUUAUGAUGAGGAAUAAUGCCUGAAGUGAUAGGAGAUGCGUAUAUCGAUCGGGCUGCCAUUCGAAGUUUGAUCCGAACCCAUGAAAAGAUGGUGGAUGUACUGUAUAUGGAAGUCACCUCAAGAGUCUAUCCUCAACUCUCACGGGAGAACUAUAUUAUGCGACAUGACAUACUUCAUUCGGCCCAAUGAAAGGAAAUCGACAUGAGUUGAUGAAUUCUCGUUC